Rhodotorula graminis WP1 is the source of this 3420-nucleotide messenger RNA. RefSeq lists its product as uncharacterized. The record is from RefSeq and is a predicted model, not a curated record. The coding region runs from base 1 to 3138 and encodes 1045 amino acids. Gene Ontology annotation, molecular function: glycine dehydrogenase (decarboxylating) activity; glycine binding; pyridoxal phosphate binding. Gene Ontology annotation, cellular component: mitochondrion; glycine cleavage complex. The transcript is spliced from 12 exons. Gene Ontology annotation, biological process: glycine decarboxylation via glycine cleavage system. NCBI's taxonomy places the organism in Eukaryota, Fungi, Basidiomycota, Microbotryomycetes, Sporidiobolales, Sporidiobolaceae.
AUGCGCCGCUUCCUCGCCACGGCGGCCCCACCUCGUCGCCCUAUCUCGCCGGCCACCACCGCGAGGUUCCUCUCGUCGCGCUCGUCCGGCUCGACCCGACCGGCCGCCUACCCGCUCGCCCCGAGCACGCCCGCCCAGCACCAGCUGCAGCACACCCGCACCCUCGCGACCGGUCUCUCGCAGACCUCGACCCCGGUUCCCUCCUCGAGCGUCUUCGCCGCGACCGAUGACCUCCUCCGGCGGCACGUCGGGCCCCAGCCGGCCUCAGUCGACAAGAUGCUCCACGCCCUCGGCUACGAGUCGCUCGACGCGUUCGUCGACGACUGCGUGCCGCGCGAGAUCCGGCUUGCCGAGGACGCCAUCGCCGACGAGGGCGCCGACGGCAUCCGCGCCCUGAGCGAGAGCGAGCUCCUGCGCCGCGCCAAGGACAUCGGGCGCAAGAACACGGUCGCAAAGAACUUUAUCGGCCUCGGGUACCACCAGGCGGUCCUACCGCAGGUCAUCCUCCGCAACAUGCUCGAGAACCACAGCUGGUUCUCCCAGUACUCGCCUUACCAGGCCGAGAUCUCGCAGGGCCGCCUCGAGUCGCUCAUCAACUUUCAGUCGCUCACGACCUCGCUCACCGGCCUCGACAUCGCCAACGCGUCGCUCCUGGACGAGGGCACGGCGGCCGCCGAGGGCAUGGUCAUGGCCUUUGGCCAACUUCGCGAGAAGCGCAAGACCAUCUUUGUCGACCGCAGCGUCCUUCCGCAGACGGUCGCCGUCCUGAGGACGCGCGCCGAGCCGUUCGGGAUCAAGGUCGUCGUCGGCAACGUCCGCAAGCUCAUCUCGGACGAGUCGGGCGACAAGGAGCAGCACAAGGACCUCAUCGGCGUUCUCGUCCAGUACCCGAACCUGCGAGGCGACAUCGCCGACUGGGAGGGCGUCGCCAAGCGCACACACGACCUCGGCGGCUUCGUCCUGUGCGCGACCGACUUCCUCGCCCUCACCGCCAUCAAGCCGCCCGGCGAGUGGGGCGCCGACAUCGCGUUCGGCAACGCCGCCCGCUUCGGCGUCCCGCUCGGCUACGGUGGGCCGCACGCCGCCUUCUUCGCCUGCAAGGACGCCCUCAAGCGCCGCAUGCCCGGCCGCCUGAUCGGCCUGUCCAAGGACGCCGACGGCCGCCCGGCGUACCGCCUCGCGCUCCAGACGCGCGAGCAGCACAUUCGUCGCGACAAGGCGACGAGCAACAUCUGCACGGCCCAGGCCCUUCUCGCCAACAUCUCGGCCAUGUACGCCGUCUACCACGGCCCCGAGGGCCUGCGCCAGAUCGCCGAGAAGGUGCACGGCCUGACGCGAGUCGUUGCCGCCGUCGUCGGCAAGCUCGGCCACAAGGUCGUCAACGAGUCGUUCUUCGGCGACCUGUCGAUCCGCCUGUCGGGCACCGCCGCGAGCGUCGUCCACGAGGCGGCAGCAGAGCGCAACGUCAACCUGCGCCGCAUUGACGACAACCACGUCGCCGUCUCGUUCGACGAGUCGCACGGCCUCGAGGACAUCGUCGACCUUGUCAACGUCUUCGCGCCGCGUCCUCUCGGCGCGAGCACCGGCGUGCGCUCGACCGGGCGCGACAUCCCGCCGAUCGACUCGCCCGCCAUCCCCAAGCACCUCGCGCGCACGACGCCCUUCCUCACCCAGUCGGUCUGGAACUCGCACCACAGCGAGACCGACAUCCUGCGGUACAUGCACCACCUCCAGAGCAAGGACUUGUCGCUCGUGCACGCGCCCAUUCCUCUCGGCUCGUGCACGAUGAAGCUCAACUCGACGACGUCGCUCACGCCGUUCACUUGGGACGAGUACGCCAAGAUCCACCCGUUCGCCCCUGUCGACCAGGCCGCCGGCUACAAGGAGAUGACCGACGAGCUCGCCCACGACCUGUCGAAGCUCACCGGCCUCCCCGGGUGCUCGCUCCAGCCCAACUCGGGCGCGCAGGGCGAGUACGCCGGCCUGUCGGUCAUUCGCGCCUACCACCUCUCGCGCGGCAACGGCCACCGCAAUGUGUGCCUCGUCCCGGCCUCGGCGCACGGCACCAACCCGGCGUCGGCCGUCAUGGCCGGCAUGCGCGUCGUGCCCGUCAAGAACCUCGCGUCGGGCUACCUCGACCUGGCCGACCUCAAGGCCAAGGCCGAGAAGCACAAGGACGACCUCGCCGCGUUCAUGGUCACGUACCCGUCGACGUUCGGCGUCUUCGAGGGCGGGAUCGAGGAGGCGUGCGAGGUCAUCCACUCGCACGGCGGCCAGGUCUACCUUGACGGCGCCAACUUCAACGCCAUGAUCGGGCUCACGUCGCCGGGCAAGGUCGGCGCCGACGUGUGCCACCUCAACCUCCACAAGACGUUCGGCAUCCCGCACGGCGGCGGCGGUCCCGGCAUGGGCCCCAUCUGCGUCGCCGAGCAGCUCAUCCCGUUCCUCCCGGGCCACCCGCUCGUCCCGACUGGCGGCAAGGAGGCGAUCGGCCCCGUCUCGGCGGCGCCGUUCGGCAGCACGAGCAUCCUGUCGAUCUCGUGGGCCUACAUCCGCAUGCUCGGCGCGCACGGCCUCAAGUACUCGACCAAGCUCGCCCUGCUCAACGCCAACUACGCCAUGCACCGCCUCCAGGAGCACUACCGCGUGAAGUUCGUCAACGACAAGGGCCGGUGCGCCCACGAGUUCAUCAUCGACCUCGCCGAGUUUGACGAGAAGGCCGGCAUCAAGAUCAUGGACGUCGCCAAGCGCCUGCAGGACUACGGCAUCCACCCGCCGACGUGCUCGUGGCCCAUCUCGACCGCCAUGCUCAUUGAGCCGACCGAGUCCGAGGGCCUGCGCGACAUCGACGCCUUCUGCGACGCCAUGAUCAAGAUUCGCCACGAGAUUGACGAGAUCGCCGACGGCAAGCAGCCUCGCGGCAACAACACGAUCACCAACGCGCCGCACACGCAGCAGGUCGUCAUCUCGUCCGAGUGGGACCGCCCCUACACUCGCGAGCAGGCGGCGUACCCGCUCCCGCACCUCCGUCACCGCAAGUUCUGGCCGAGCGUGAGCCGCGUCGACGACAAGCACGGCGACAUGAACCUCGUCUGCGAGUGCGGCACCGUCGACGAGUACGCCUCGGAGCCGGCAUAGGCGGUCCUGGGCGUGCAGCACCGGCCCUCGCUCCCUCCUUCCUCUUUCCCUCCCUCGUACCUUGCACCCUCUCGCGCCUCGUUACUACCCUAUACCGCCACCGCCCAUCCCGUCUCCCCACCAGCUCGCUGUCGUUCCUCUCCCUCUCUAGUCUCUCCCUCGCCCUCUCCUUUGUUGCGCCUUCUGUUCGUCUCGUUCUUCUCGGCAGUGCUCUGGGUUGUACGAAUCUCAACAUCGCAGGCGAAAGCCACCCUUGCAAUCCUUCAACUCGUUUGCAGACCC